Molecule: messenger RNA, 216 nt
Organism: Bipolaris victoriae FI3
Lineage: Eukaryota; Fungi; Ascomycota; Dothideomycetes; Pleosporales; Pleosporaceae
Exons: 1
Source: RefSeq, a predicted model, not a curated record
CCUCGCAAAGAUCUGUACGCUGUACUCAAGAUCUCCCGUAGCGCUACGACCGACGAUAUCAAGAAGGCAUAUCGCGCUCUGAGCCUAAAGUGGCAUCCUGAUCGCUGCGCGAGCGAGGAUCGCGCAAAGGCCACGAAGAAAAUGGCCGAGAUCAACCAGGCAAAGGAGAUCUUGUGCGAUCAGGGAAAGAAAGAGUACUAUGAUCACUUCGGUCUG